Molecule: messenger RNA, 1884 nt
Organism: Coprinopsis cinerea okayama7#130
Lineage: Eukaryota; Fungi; Basidiomycota; Agaricomycetes; Agaricales; Psathyrellaceae
Exons: 1
Coding region: 1-1884 (627 amino acids)
Source: RefSeq, a predicted model, not a curated record
AUGGCCAAAGGAGUGUCGUCUCAUAGACUAUCGGAAGGUUGGUUUGCAGAUCCGGAUAGACGAUACUGUUGUGUUGACUGCUUCAUGCAAGAUCCCACAGGGCCAGAGGAUGUGGACAAGGCAUGGCCAAAGGAUGGCGUUCAAGUGUCGCGCGAUCUGAACCCAAGGCCCGGGAUUCUUGAGACUUUGCCAGACGAUCUCAUCAUCCACAUCUUCACUUUCUCCGUUGGCUUCCUCCAUCGACGCAAAUACUACUCCUGUGCUCCGGAAGCUGCCACUCUCAUCAACAUCACCCACACAAAUCGACGAUUCAGGUCCAUCGCCAUUGGACAUGCGCCGUUUUGGGCGGAGAAUAUUCAGCCAGACACCGACUGCUACGACAAGGUUCUCACCUUCCUGCAUAGAUCUUUGCAGGAACCAAUUCACAUCAUCAGCUGCGCACGCCGUCCGGUUUGGGGACCGUUGAGGGAGCAACGAAUGGCCAUUUGGCAUGCUCUUAUUGACCAAUUCUAUCGCUGCGCCACGCUUGUCGUCACGCUCGCGCCCUUUGGAGAGGUAAGGCCAAUUAGCGAGCUCCUUGGCGCUGCCCACAAUCUAGAAACCCUUGUAAUCGACAUUGAAGCCCACGACGCCGAGAUCGACCCGCUCAUGCAAGUACCUUUUAUUACUUGGGCGGCGGCAAACACCGAGUUCCCUGUUCCCCCAUCCGUCCCCAACCCCUUCGCAACUUUACGACAAUUGUCCGUCCUCCAGUCUAAUCGGGGACCUUCCGAGCCAAAACCAUCGGCGAUGGAGUGGCUUGUCGCUUUAUACCACCUUCCCCAACUCGAAAUCCUCGAACUCUGUGACGCCAUUCAAGUCCCAGCCUACCACUGUCUAAGCUACGCCGAUCCUUCUACUGUCGUGUCCGAGGGCCGCUUCCACCACAUCAAGGACAUUCGCGUCAACGGCAACGCGUAUGCCUGCGGACUGCUCAUCAGAUACCUUCGACCGCGUCCGCAGGUAGCUGUAUUUCGUCUGGCUUGGCAGAAGUUCCCGAAGUGGCCCCAGCCACGCAACGAAAAGGAGAUGGAGAUGGCGUUAGUGACGAGCAGUGUCGAGGCCCUCCUUCACCUCCUUAUUCCCUCGGAUUGGGACACCUGGCGCAUAUCCUUCGACAAGGCUACGUUCGGGGUCAGAGCUACGAGUAGAGGGCCCUCCAAUUACUUUUUCGAUAUGGCGAUUUCUGCGACCCACCCAGCACACCGCACCCCAAUGGACCAUGGAAUCUAUCAUGCACUCCACUCCUUCCAAUCCAACCUACUUUGUCGAGAUGGCGCCCUAUCAGGUGUCGACACCCUGUCCUUAGCUAGCGACAGUGUAGACGUCGGGCGAUUUCCCGAAACUUUGAAGGCUUUAUCACGACUACAUCAGCAAAUGGGGUCGGUCGCCAACAUUUACGUCGAUUUUAACGGUACCGAGCAUCUCAUAGGACCACUGCUUUGUUCCACACCUGAAUUCUUGGAUAUCACGCCCAACAACCCCACUUCUGACGCUCCUGCAACCAUCGCUCGAUUUGCCGCGCCCAACGCUUCCCUCUUCGGUGUUCUCGCAAGUGCAGUUUUAUCCCCGGUGAAGUGGGCUGACAUACAUGGAUUUCUUGUUUCUCGCCUGAAGAGCCCCGUAGAAGUUACAAGAAUUUCUAUUCUCGCAGUCCGGCUGGACAUCGAGCCAGAACAGGAGACGCUCGAAGAGCUUGCUCGCAUACUCACUGCCCUUUGUCUCUGUCCCGCAGGUAGAGACUUGUGUGUAAAGGUCCAUGGGAAUCCAAGAUCGCGGGUGUGGUUCAAAUUCCAAACCGACGGAGAUGGGGAAUUUAUCCAAGGGCCGGUUUAUGGCUGGUGA